Melitaea cinxia (Glanville fritillary) is the source of this 1544-nucleotide messenger RNA. RefSeq lists its product as uncharacterized. The transcript is spliced from 3 exons. The record is from RefSeq and is a predicted model, not a curated record. NCBI's taxonomy places the organism in Eukaryota, Metazoa, Arthropoda, Insecta, Lepidoptera, Nymphalidae. Bases 41 to 1399 code for a protein of 452 amino acids. Gene Ontology annotation, molecular function: lipid binding.
UCAGUCGACGAUUAUUAUUGAUUGUGUCAGUGUCCCGAAAAUGAUCACCAGUAUUAUUUUGUUACUGUCUGUGAUUGUGAUCACUCAUGGCGAAGAUGUCACAACAACAACAGAAUCGCAACUGGCGAAAGGCGAAGAAAAAAUGAGCGAAUACAUCCUGCAAGUUCUGGACCACUUUAAGAAACCUAACCCUGUGGGGAUACCCGGGGCAAAUGUCCCAGACCCGUAUUUUGUACCGGAUAUGAAACAAUCUAUAUCUCUCGGAACACUAUAUUUCAAAAAUACGGCUGUUUACGGCAUCAGCAAGUUUCGUAUCUUAUAUGUUAAUGCUGAAAUUGGAGCCAUGGAGGUUCUCGCUGCUUUGGCCAUUGACAAACUUCAAGCUAGAGGAAACUACACAAUGUCAACCUGGCUCAAUAGGGUUCAGGGGCCUUUCACGGUAGACAUAACAGGAAUUAAGAUUAGUGCAAAAGCAAAUUUAGGAGUCGAACGGGACGGAAAAAUAAGAGCUCAAGAUAUCGCGAUAGAUAUUUCUUUUAAUACAAUAGCAAUGAACUUCGAAAAUGCCGGUUUCUUCGGAGGAAUGUUGCAAGGUGUAGUAAACUCUAUUGGAACUUUCCUCUUCGAUUCGAUUAAGCCAUACAUACUCAAGGAAGCUUAUACCAAAGCAAGGGAUGAAAUAAAUAAAAAACUCGAUGAAAUAGCUGGCGACAUGCAAUUCCCUAAUUCGAUAUCUCCUCUCGACAUGGUCAUCGCUGAUGUUAGGAAGAAAGUUAGAGAUAUGGAAAUGGAUCCGUAUAAAGUCAAAGCCUACAACACAACUGCUAGUGUAUUUACAGUAUCACUAACGGAGACGUGGGUAACUGGAAUAUCUUCAUUUCAACGUGUAGGGAACAUAACGUUGAAAUUGGAAAAUAAUACAGUUAUCGCUGACUUCGAAAUCGGAACUCAAAAGCUAGAAGGUACAACGCAAUGGGAAGUUGCUGCGAUUAGUGGUUUAAUUUCUAGAGCGGGAAGGGCAUCGUUCUCUGUAGAAUAUAUUAGUGGCAGAAUAGUUCUAGCGCAGCCUCUUGACACUAGAAAGAAACCUGUGUUCAGAGACUUAGAUUUAGACAUCGGUAACAUACAAGUUAGGUUCGAUGGUGCAGGAACAUUGGACUACGUUAUAGAAUUCGCUGUGAAUAUUCUGCCAAAUCUUUUGCGAUAUCAAAUAAUGGACGCUUUGGAAGGUCCGAUAAGGGAGAAGGUACAACAGGAAUUGAAUAAGUUAAAUGUUGAAGAAAUUAUUAAGCAGGAGUUACCAAAGGUGGAUGAAAUGCAAGAAUCUGGUUUCAAACUCUCAGCCCUUCAUACCCCAAGUACAGUAGACGAACCUUAUGAUGAAGAUGAUUUUUUUUAAUUUUUAGCUUUAGCUUCUAGGGAGUUAAACUUUAAAAGAGUAGACUAGAAUGUUUUUUUUUUUAUAUAUUAACCAUAAAGAUAUUGUCAGCAAAGUAAAAAUGUACAUUAUGUAAAGAAAAUUAUUAAAAAGUUUACAAUAUAAA